Molecule: messenger RNA, 1285 nt
Organism: Malurus melanocephalus (red-backed fairy wren)
Lineage: Eukaryota; Metazoa; Chordata; Aves; Passeriformes; Maluridae
Gene: POLR3D
Product: RNA polymerase III subunit D
Exons: 8
Coding region: 44-1015 (323 amino acids)
Biological process (GO): transcription by RNA polymerase III
Cellular component (GO): RNA polymerase III complex
Molecular function (GO): DNA binding
Source: RefSeq, a predicted model, not a curated record
CGGCAGCAGCGUCACUCCGGGACGAACGCGCCGUGCGCCGCGCAUGCGCGGUGGGGGCGGCGAGCCCGUGGCUGCCCGGGCAGGGAUGGCCGAGGGGGGCUCUGGCAGCUCCGGCUCCCCGGGCAGCCUCCGGCCGGGGCUCCCGGGGGCUCGGGGGGUCCUGGGCAGACGCCCCGCAGCCCCCACCGUCAGCCCGGGCCGCCUGCCCUCCAUCCGCUCCCGAGACCUCACCCUGGGCGGCGUCAAAAAGAAAACCUUCACCCCCAACAUCAUCGUCAGGAAGGUCAAGGAGGAGCCCCGUGAGGAUGUGUCGGUCAAGAAGGAGAAGAAGGAGCGGGAACGGCAGCGGGAUGGGCAGGGCCGGGGCAGGGGCCGGCCCGAGGUCAUCCAGUCCCACUCCAUCUUCGAGCAGGGCCCGGCUGAAAUGAUGAAGAAAAAAGCGGGCUCCUGGGACAAGACAGUGGACGUGUCCGACUUCGGCCCUUCCCACAUCAUCAACAUCAARAAGGAGAAACGGGAGACGGACGAGGAGACGAAGCAGAUCCUGAGGAUGCUGCAGAAGGACGAUUUCCUGGAUGACCCGGGGCUGAAGAACGACAUCCGGAACAAGCCGGUGCAGCUGCCCCUGGCGCACUCGGGGUGGCUCUUCAAGGACGAGGCGGCGGAGCAGGAGGACACCGAGCCCUGGCUGCCCGGACAAUCCCCUGGGAUGAUCCCAAUCCCACUGUCCCCGUGGCAGGAGGCGAAGCAGGCAGAGAACACCUGCACCCUGGCCGACCUCCCCGAGGGGCAGGUGGGGAAACUGCUCAUCCGAAAAUCRGGAAAGGUGCAGCUGGUGCUGGGCAAGGUGACCCUGGAUGUGACCAUGGGCACCCCCUGCUCCUUCCUACAGGAGCUGGUGUCUGUCGGCAUCGGGGACAACCGCACGGGCGAGAUGAUYGUGCUGGGCCACGUGAGGCACAAGCUGGUCUGUUCCCCGGAUUUCGAGGCUCUCCUGGAGCACCGGCACCGGUAGCCGAGGGGAUCCCGGCCCCCCAGCCCCCGGGGAUGGACCCUCAGCCCCUCCAGAUGUGCCUUUGGGAUGUGGGGAAGGGGCUCCCACCCCCUUCCAGCCCCGCAGGGGGGUCCGGCUGUGUCCCCCAAAGCGGCUGCUUCCCCCCAGUGCCAAACGGGGAUCUCUGGAUGUGUGGGACUGUUGCGUGUCCCCGUGCUGGUGGCAGCAGGACACGUGUCUGGGGGGAGAAACCUGGAAUAAAACCUCUUUUCCCCCUGCGUGGGGCUCCUC